Molecule: messenger RNA, 1090 nt
Organism: Limanda limanda (common dab)
Lineage: Eukaryota; Metazoa; Chordata; Actinopteri; Pleuronectiformes; Pleuronectidae
Product: ethanolamine-phosphate cytidylyltransferase-like
Exons: 12
Coding region: 8-1090 (360 amino acids)
Biological process (GO): phosphatidylethanolamine biosynthetic process
Cellular component (GO): cytoplasm
Molecular function (GO): ethanolamine-phosphate cytidylyltransferase activity
Source: RefSeq, a predicted model, not a curated record
CUAUGACAUGGUGCAUUAUGGCCACUCCAAUCAGCUUCGGCAGGCCAAGGCCAUGGGAGAUUACCUCAUCGUGGGAGUGCACACAGACAGUGAGAUCGCGAAGCACAAGGGUCCGCCAGUCUUCACUCAGGCAGAAAGGUACAAGAUGGUGCGGGCCAUUAAAUGGGUGGAUGAGGUCGUGCAAGGAGCGCCUUACGUCACCACCCUCGAGACCCUCGACAAGUACAACUGUGACUUCUGUGUGCACGGAGAUGAUAUAACUCUAACAGUGGAUGGUAAGGAUACGUACGAAGAGGUGAAGAAGUCCGGACGCUACAGGGAGUGUAAGAGAACCCAGGGAGUUUCCACUACAGAUCUGGUCGGCAGGAUGCUUCUGAUGACCAAAGCACACCACAGCAACAUUGAUAGUUCAGACUAUCAGAAGCACACGGACAACUUUGGAAAGGGGUCGCAUGCUCAGAGGGGCCACAGUCCCUGGACGGGGGUGUCUCAGUUCCUGCAGACGUCACAGAAGAUCAUCCAGUUUGCCUCAGGCCAGGAGCCUCAGCCUGGGGACACCAUCAUCUAUGUGGCCGGAGCCUUUGACCUCUUCCACAUUGGCCACGUAGAUUGCCUUGAAGCUGUGCAUAAGCUCGCAGACAAGCCCUACAUCAUAGUGGGGUUGCACUUCGAUCAGGAGGUGAAUCGUUACAAAGGGAAAAACUACCCCAUCAUGAAUGUCCACGAGAGAACGCUCAGCGUCCUGGCUUGUCGAUAUGUGUCAGAGGUGGUGAUUGGUGCACCCUUUGCAGUCACAAAAGAUUUGCUGGAACAUUUCAAGGUGGAUCUCGUUUGCCACGGAAAGACAGAAAUAUACCCUGAUAAAGAUGGAUCUGACCCUUAUGCUGAGCCCAGGAGGAUAGGAAUCCUGCGCACGGUCGACAGUGGGAACAUCCUCACCACAGAUGCCAUCGUGCAGAGGAUAAUCAAAAACAGGUUGCUGUUUGAAGCGAGGAACCAGAAGAAGGAGGCCAAAGAAAUCGCUGUGAUCCAGGCCAUGAAGCGGAAAGAGGAGGAGAAGACCAAAGAAAGAGCCCAGGCUGUGGUGUAG